Molecule: messenger RNA, 3599 nt
Organism: Moneuplotes crassus
Lineage: Eukaryota; Ciliophora; Spirotrichea; Euplotida; Euplotidae
Source: the annotation of a GenBank genome assembly
CAUUUGAAAAUGAAACUGAGCCAUGAUGAAAUAGAUGAAUCUAAUGCUAGGCUAGUCGAGAGACACCCUCUCUAUUACUCUGGCAUGACUCUAAGGGACAUAUUCCCCUUCUUGUGAUGAUUUAACAAGAAAAGUGAUGGGCCUAGGAAAGAUGACAAAAUAGACUCCUUCUUAUCGUCUGAAGAUGAGCGCAGUGAUGGAUAUAGGCAGGGUAAAUAAGGAAAAAGAGCGAUAUCAUAAAGUCAGAACUCAAAAGAUGAAGUCCAAAAAGGGUUUCCUCACACUUGGGUACGGCUUCGUGGCGUAUUUCAACUUCUUAGAAUUUAUUAUUCUGAUUUUCACAGCCCUUACUCUUCUUUCACUUCCUUCGAUGUAUUAUUAUUGGAACUUCAGAGAAUCCCAAGAUGAGAGUAUUGGGUGGAUGAAUAAACUCUCAAUGGGGAACCUCGGAUACUCUCAUGCAUUAUGAAGAGACGUACACCUUGGAGUUGGAAAACUCACUCUUAGUUGAUCCACUGGGGUGAUAAAAGAUGUAGUGUCAUUUGGAAUCAUCCCAGAAAAUUCGAAAACUCUUGAUGCUUGUCUUCCUACAGAAGAAACGGAGAGCUGUAGACCCGUACUGAGAGAAGAUGAACUUGCUGGCAUCAUCAAUAAUGAGUGUUUGGAUAAGGAAAUUUGUACCCUAGAUGUUAUUUCGUAUGUCAAUAAAACAAGAGAUCACAACCCUAUUUGUUCCGGAAUUGAAGCAAGAUUCUAUGCACAGGUAUUUUGUAAAGCACUUGAUGAAGAAGAAAUCUCGUCUAGAAAAUCAAUCCAAUUUGUGUUGAUAUGGACAACAAUAUUCUCAGCUCUGCUAUAUUUCAUUGGAUUUGAGUUCAUCGACAAUUAUGCAGAGGCAAAAUUGGAGGAGUAUGAUCAAGACACAACCACAACAUCUGAUUUCACUGCCAUUUAUAAAAUACCUCCUGAAUUAUAUGAAAAUUUUAAACAGAAUAUUUACUCUCAGAUGAACGAUAGGUUGCAGAGAACCAAAAAGAAAACUUUAGCGCCCAUAAUGGCAUUUAAAUUCUUCAUGAUCGACGGAAUUGUUAGAGAGCUGAGCGAUGAUGAUCCUGAAGGCUCCAAAGCCAUCCUCAGCUCAGGAGAAAAGGAGUACCAAACUCAAAGAAACUGGGAUAUUCAAAAAGAUUUUAAAAUUAGCAAUAUAGAUAAAGAUAAUGAAUUCUUCAGAAUUGACAGCAACAGGAAGGGAAAUAAGACUGAACUAGACUACAGGAAAUUUGUCGAAGAGGAGGUCAAGAUGAAGCAGGAUGAUAGUCAUCAGCCGACUUCUAGGAAAAGCUCAAUCAAAGGUAAAGAUAUCCAAAUGAAGAGGUUAUCGACUACUCGAAGUGAGAAGCCUAAGUUGAAUAAAUAAAAGGACUGAGUUCCUCAACAGAAAAGCGACACCAGGAACUCUUGACGAUUACUUCAAUAAAACUAAAGACAUUGAGAUUGCUGAUAUCCAUUUCUCUUUCAAGAACAGAGAGAUCCUUUAUCUGUUGGGUGAAAGAGGUAAAGCUAUUUUAGAUAAUGACAAUGAAAUGAAGGUCAUGAUUCAGAAUGAAAUUCUUGCAUUGAUUAAAAAGGAACAUGAGACUUACACUACCCCAGUAUGUGCAUUUAUUACGUUUGCUAACGAGGAGUCUUACUUAAGAGCAACAGAGUUGAACAAAGUAAGAAUAGGGAAUAAAAGCUACUACAAAAAGUACUGGCAAGGCCAUCCUCUUUAUUUCAAACCAGCUCUUGAGCCAUCUUCAAUUUUGUGGGAAAAUCAGUAUGUCCCAAAAAGUGAGAAAUUUUGGAAACUUAUGGUGUCUCUUAUUAUAGUAUUUCUGAUCUUAUUUGCUUCUUUUGUAUUUCUCUUCUAUGCUCAGAAAGAAAUAUAUGACUACAUGAAUAUUUACCCAUAUAUUGAUUGAGACUCAAUCGUAAAGACUUAUGAGAAUUCCCUAGAACAUUAUGGAGUGCUCGAGUGGGUUUACCUUAAAGAAACUCUCAAUAGCAAAGACUUGACUUCGAGUACAGGGACACUUAGCUGAUUUUGCAACCAGAAAUCAUUAAAAAGUGGCAUUUUAGCCACGAUGAACUCUCAGCAUUACACCAUUAAUAAGGAAGGAGAAUUUGUAGGAGGUCACAUUUGCUAUGAUUGGCAAUCAGGGAAGACAUUAAUCACAUUCCUCGAUGUCAUAAUCACUUUGGUGAUCUGAUUUGCAGAUAUCAUACUCAGAAAUAUUGUUGUCAUCCUCAUAAGAUGGGUAAACUUCAGGAGUAUGAAUAUUGAAUCUGUAACUAUUCAAGUCAUCUUAUUUGCAUCUCAGUAUCUUAACAAUGGGCUUUCGCUAAUGCUUGUUGGGAUCAAUCUUGAUGAGCUACUUGGGAUAAGAAUCUUCUUCCUUGAUGGUAGAUAUCCUGAUUUUACAGACAGAUGGUUUAAUGAACUUUCAAAUUUCUUUAUCACACCAAUGUACAUCAAUAUCUUCGUUCCUUUUAUAGAGUUUGGCGUGUUAUAUCUUAUUUAUGUCAUAAAAAGAAGACUUGACAUGGGAUGGUCCCGUGAUAUUUACUCAACUAAAUGUAAAUCUAUGGGUCAGUAUAUCAAUAAAAUGUCUGGGCCAACAAAUGAUAUCUUUGAUGGUUACUCUUACAUAAUGGUGAUCAUCUGGAUCAACAUGUAUUUUGGUGUGGGUCUACCUCUUCUAUUUCCUCUUACAUUGAUUUCAGCAAUAAUAACAUAUGGAUUUGAGAAAAUCAAGACAGUCUAUUGGUACAAGAAAUCAGCCAUGCUCAAUGAUCGCCUCAAUAAGAAUGCCAUAAAAACUUGCAAAUGGGCAGUCAUCUUAUAUUGAUUUGCUGGCUAUUGGUUCUUAACAAACAAGCAGAUUUUCUAUGACGAAGUUACAGCUAAAACUAAAAAGAGUGACAUCAUUACUACUAACCAUACGUAUAAAACAAUUGAGAUAGACCAAAGUUUCCCGCUAUUGAUUCUGUUCUUUAUGCUAUUGGCAUACAUGAUAUUUUACUCAAUUUAUUCAUCAGUUUCCUCUCUAGUAAGAACUGAUACAAUGAAUCAAUAUUUACGGAGCGUGGAAGAUCUAUAUUCUUACUACGAUAGCCUGGAUCAGCACGACCUUAAAACAAUGAUACUUGAGGAAGAACACAACAGAGAUGUCUUAGAUUAUAGUAAGAUGGACGACAAUAUUUUGAAAAAGUUCAAGAUUAGCAGAGUUAAGCGGCUCCAAAGCUCCAAGAAUUUAUCGCAGAAGGAAAAUGAGGUCUUGGACGAUAAGACUAUUUUCAAUAAUUUCACCUACGAUCUACUGAUGGAGCCUAAGUACAUUGAUUUGUACCAAUACGUCCCUGUGAUCUAUAGGGAUAUAAACCAGCCUUUCAGACAGGAAUACAGAGACUCUGAGUUUGUCAGAAAGUGAAUAGACCUCGCUUACUACUAUAACCCUGAAGAUUUCUAUAAAACGAAAGUAGACCAGAGGAUGUCAGUGAUACGUAGAAUGGAUUACAAUUUCAAAAACAUGGCUUCACUGUCUAUGAAAUCAUCUUAA